AUGCACGCGGGGCUCCUGGGGCUCUCCGCCCUGCUGCUGGCGGCCGAUCAGAGCGCGCGCCUCUGCGCGACCGUGUACUACUUCGCCACAGGACAGCUGCUCUGGGCGUGGCUGACCUUCGCGGUGCUGCUGCCUGGCUUCCUGGUCCAGGGCCUGAGCUACCUGUGGUUCCGAGCAGACGGACAGCAAGGUCACUGGGGGCUGGUCACGCUGCACCUCCUACAGCUCGGCGUGUGGAAACGGCACUGGGACCUCACCUCCGCUGUGCUGGGGAAGCACGCAGCGGCCCCCCGCCCGGGCCCGCCGCUGCUGCUCCUGGAGGCCGACCUGUCGGCCCUGCGCCUCCUGGAGGCCCUGCUCCAGGCCGGGCCCCACCUGCUGCUGCAGACCUGUGCUCUCCUCGCCUCGGACUUCACCGACGUUGUGCCAGGGGUGAGUGCCCUGUGCUCCUGGGCCGCGCUGUCCUGGGCCCUGGUGUGCUACACUCGGUUCGCGGGUUCGGUGAAGCCGGGCCCCCUCUCCGCGCCGGGGGCUGCCCUCGCCUGCCAGCAGCUGUGGAGGAUGGGCAUGGUGGGGGCCCGCGUCCUGAGUCUGGCGCUGUUCUUCAGGGCCCACCACGCCUGGGGGCUGGCCGUUGUAGGGGCCCACUGGCUGGGGAUGACGUUCUGGCUGGUGGCCCAGCAGAGCGACCUCGUGGACAGCACCUGCCACUGGAGGCUGUUCAACCUGCUCGUGGGGGCCGUGUACACCCUCUGCUACUUCGACGUGCGGGACAGCCCUUCCAGGAACCGGAUGGCCGCGUUCUACACGGUCAUGCUGCUGGAGAACAGCAUCCUGCUGCUGCUGGCCACUGACUUCCUCCAGGGGGCGUCGAGGACCAGCCUGUGGGCCGCGGCGGGAGUCUGGGCGGGAUUCCUGAUCGGCGGCGUCUCGCUGGUCACCUACUACGGCCUGCUCCACCCUAGGUGCGCGGACAUCCGGCGGGGCCUCGCGGGCAAGUCCUGUGGCGUCGCAGGGGGCGGCACGCCCCAGAGAGGAUCUACUGCCCCGGCCACCGCAGUAGCUGGGGAGAGGCCCGGGACCCCAGGCCCCGGGGAGGGGUCUGAGCUGACAAGCCUGGAGAAGCCCCCCAGCCCGCAGUGGGCGCCCCCAGAGGCUGGGCCGGAAAGCCAGGGGGCCGGGGGAGACUCGUUCUUCAUGCACCACCACUGGCUGCUGCUCAAACUUGCCCUGAAAACAGGAGACGUGUCGAAGGUCAACGCAGCCUUUGCUAAAGGCCAGGCUGGCUGCCUCUGCUCCCCUGCGUGGGGGCUGAGUCCACACGACAGCCAGCAGAGGGGGAGCACGUGGUGCUCCCAGCAACAGCCCCCCUCGCCACCCCAGGGCCCUCUGACCUGGGAGAAGGGUGCCGAGCUCCCCGCUGACCUGACAGCAGGGGCCGACUCGUUGGAGACGUCCAGUUACUUCUCUGUGGACAGUGGCGGUUGUGACACAGCUCCUGUCCAGAAGCCAUCAGCCACCCGGCAGGAGGGCAGCCUGGGGGAAGGAGCGGGGGCUAUUUCCGGGGUGCAGGAAGGAGGCUCGGGGGCGCUGCAGCGAGGAGGGGAGGAGAGCGCCACACUGUACUUCAGUGCCACUUCGGCCGAGGUGGCCGCGUCCCCACACCGGGAAGGCGCGCGGGCCGCGCCACAGACCCUGGGGGCCGGCAGCCCUGCUGGGCCGGCCUCACCGCAGCCGGCCACGAAGCCCUUCCCCAUCACCAUGGCCAACAUCAGCCCGAUCCUGGGCCCGGGCCCGGCCAGACGGUUCCGCCCCAGCCCCAGCGCAGUCCUGCCCGGUGGGGCGCUGGGUGGCUCCGAGCGUGGGCAGGAGCCAGAGCCCACGAGGGACCUGGAUCGUCCUGCCACGGCCAGCCCCGGGACGUCCUGGUCCAAGGGGAGCCUGAGACUCCCCGACACGCCCCACCUCACGUCCACCCCCAAGGCGGAGUCCACUCCCACGGGCCGCAGCGGGCAGGAGGAGUGUGUGGUGCUCCCGGGGCCCCAGCCACGGGACAACGUUCAGGCCCCCGGGGGGGGGGCGGGCAGCGCGGCCCAGCUCGCACAGACUGGGCGCGUGGGCGAGCGUUUCCUGCAGCGAGCCGGCAGGGCAGUCACGGAGGCCGUGCACGGCAGGGGCGGACGGCUUCUGCCAGGACGGGACCGCGAGAAGACUGGGGAAGAAGACGCUUCUCGGGGCCCCGAGGCCGGGGGAGCAGACUCCGGCCAGGGCCUGUUCCUCCCAGAGCCGCAGCCCCACUGGCGGCCGGGAAAACCCCGGAGAUGCCAGGUGGUCGUGCCUGCGGGCGGCCGGGCUCGGGGGGCAGGAGCUUGGAAGUGCGUCACGAGGUGCGGAGGCUUCCACAGCCUCGGGGUCAUCUACGCAGCGCGGAUUUUCCGUGUGGAAAGAACGCAGUCCCCGGUCCCCGGCUGGCUCCUGGACACCAUCCCCUUGCUCCUCGUCAGCAGUGAGGAGCCUUCCUCUGGGGCCCAGAGCGGGCAGAACUCCCCGUGUCCAGGGGCCCUGCCCAGUGACCUCAGUCGGUCCGUCACCCACCGCAGGGCCCCAGGAGGCAGCGGCCCCACUCGAGUGGGAAGGCCUGUGACCGGCGGCCCUGCAGAAGGGCCUCGGCCCCCGCUAGCUGGCGGCGGCUCAGAGGAGGGGAGGAAGGGGGGCUGGGUCUGGCAGCGACGCUCGAAGGGACAGGAAGGGAGCCAAGCACAACGGACUAAAUCUGGAGCCCAGUGUGGGAAAGCACAGGCCCGCGCAGCGGCGGGGCCAGGGGCGGGGUCGCCCCCCCCCCCCAACCCCGAGGACCAUCCCCAGACACUCCCAAAGGCCGAAGGUAGACGUGACACGGGGUCCCCCGACCGGAGCCCCCGAAACUCGGGAACAGCUCAUUCCACCAGGCGCCCGAAGGUCAGGGGCACCCACGAUGCCCACCGCCUCCUCUCGGCGCAGGCCGUUCUCUCCAGGGGGCGGCUGCCCCACCCCCCGCCCCGGACACCUGCACCCACGGGAGCCCCUCCGCCCACCCGACGUGCUCCGGGUGUGGAUGAGGCCCGGCGUCCACCUGUCGGCCCCGCCGUGGGCUCGCCUCCGGUGGGCGGAGCGGCCGCCCCAUUGUCCCUCCACCUGCGGGCGCUGUCCUUCCGCCCGCCGCCCGGACUUCGGGCUGCAGGGGGCGCAGCCGAGCUGGCCCAGCCGCCCUGUGACGUCACAUCCCCUGCCGCCCCGCCCGUCUGCGCCGCGGGCCGCGGCCCCAGGAAAACAGGGAGGCCUGGCUGGGACAGCGCCCUCUCGGGACGGUCUUCCGCUCAGAACGGAGAGGCCUGUCCUCGGCCCCCAAACGCCACCUCUCCGCCUCCCUCGGCCUCACAGGGAAACGCACCCCGAGUUUGCGGGCAAACCCCGUGGUCGCUCCGGCCCUCCCGCGUGACCUCCUGCUGCCGGACGGAGACCUGCGGGGCCGCUCUGCCCCAGUGCCGCCUGCUCAGGGGAGAUGCCACCACCCACCGAGGUCACACCUGA
Molecule: messenger RNA, 3570 nt
Organism: Phyllostomus discolor (pale spear-nosed bat)
Lineage: Eukaryota; Metazoa; Chordata; Mammalia; Chiroptera; Phyllostomidae
Gene: XKR5
Product: XK related 5
Exons: 11
Coding region: 1-3570 (1189 amino acids)
Biological process (GO): apoptotic process involved in development; phosphatidylserine exposure on apoptotic cell surface; engulfment of apoptotic cell
Cellular component (GO): plasma membrane
Source: RefSeq, a predicted model, not a curated record